AUGGCGGGGUCCAAUGGCACAAUUGGAGAUGAGUCUUUCACUCAUCAGCAAGUCUUUAAGCUGGACAUGGAUGCUGCCACCAGCACUGAAACUGCAGUGGCUGUGUUAACAUCUCUGUUCUUCUGUUUUGUAAACUGUGUGAUGCUCUUUGCUCUAAGAAGCAAGCGCAUAUUCCAUGAGACGCCACGUUACAUUCUUUUUGGCCACAUGCUUAUGAAUGACUCUGUGCUUUUGCUGGUCACAACUAUUAUGUACACAUUGGCUCUUUGCUUUUUUCCAAUACCCAAAUCUAUUUGCACCCUGUUAGUCUUUAUAUCAUACUGUACUUUCUUUAAUGCUCCUCUGACACUAGCACUAAUGUCUCUGGAGCGGUACGUGGCUAUCUGCUUCCCUCUGAGGCACUGCAACAUCGCCACACCAAAAAGGACAGGAAUUGCCAUAGGAUUCAUCUGGCUUCUUAGUUCUAUAAAUAUUAUAGCCGACAUUAUUCUUGCUUUGGUCGUCAACCCCAAUUAUUUAGCAGAUAUUGCAUUCUGCACACUAGAGAAAUUGUUUAUAGCCAAAUGGCAGAUAGAUAAAUCUCAAGGGUUUGAUGUUCUUUAUUUUGUGUCAGUUGCAGUGAUCAUAAUUUUCACAUACAUUAGCAUAAUGAUCACAGCCAGGUCUGUUUCCUCUGAUAAAGAUUCUGCUAAGAAAGCCCUCAAAACGGUGCUCUUGCACUUGAUUCAGCUGGGACUGUGUCUCACCUCUUUCCUGUAUGCAACAAUAGAGAGAACACUAUACACAGUGAUUGGAAGUGGCUCUUCUCUCUUUAUAAAUCUGAGAUAUGUAAAUUAUCUUAUUGUUCUUAUUCUGCCACGUUGCCUGAGUCCUCUGAUCUAUGGUAUGAGAGAUGAAGCUGUGUGGCCCUUAUUUAAAUAUUUUUUGUGCUAUUGUUCAGGCAAAGUAAGGCCCUCUGUUAUCAUACAUUAA
This is a messenger RNA of Cyprinus carpio (common carp), 972 nucleotides long. Its product is annotated as odorant receptor 131-2-like. Lineage: Eukaryota; Metazoa; Chordata; Actinopteri; Cypriniformes; Cyprinidae. The record is from RefSeq and is a predicted model, not a curated record. Gene Ontology annotation, molecular function: G protein-coupled receptor activity. Gene Ontology annotation, cellular component: membrane. Gene Ontology annotation, biological process: G protein-coupled receptor signaling pathway.